GAUUGGCUGCAGCGGGUCACGGAGCACAACGUGGCUUGAUUGGCUGGGUCGGAUCAUGUGGGAUGGAAGCCGAUGGUGGCGGUGGGAGACACAUAAACAUGGAGGCCAUCUUUCACGAGAGGCAAGAAGGUUCUCUGUGUGCCCAGCACUGUUUGAAUAACUUACUGCAAGGGGAGUAUUUCAGUCCUGUGGAACUGUCUUCUAUUGCACAGCAGUUAGAUGAAGAAGAGAGAAUAAGAAUGGCAGAAGGUGGAGUUUCUAGUGAAGAAUAUAGAAUAUUUUUACAGCAGCCUUCAGGAAACAUGGAUGAUAGUGGUUUCUUCUCAAUUCAAGUUAUAAGCAAUGCCUUGAAAGUUUGGGGUUUAGAACUAAUCCUCUUCAACAGCCCAGAGUAUCAGAGGCUCGGGAUCGAUCCUAUAAAUGAAAGAUCUUUUAUUUGUAACUAUAAAGAACACUGGUUUACAGUUCGAAAAUUAGGGAAACAGUGGUUCAACUUGAACUCUCUCUUGACUGGUCCAGAACUAAUAUCUGAUACUUACCUUGCACUUUUUCUGGCCCAACUACAACAGGAAGGUUAUUCAAUAUUUGUUGUAAAAGGUGACUUACCUGAUUGUGAAGCUGAUCAAUUACUGCAAAUGAUUCGAGUGCAACAAAUGCAAAGGCCAAAAUUAAUUGGGGAAGAGACACUGCAAUCAAGAGAUCAGAGAGUGCAAAAAACAGACUUAGAACAAGCACUAGAUGUUAACCAGUCCUUUGAUAAUACCAAUAUGUUAGAUGAAGAUGAAGAAAAUUUCCAAAAAGCACUUGCACUCAGCAGACAGGAAAUAGAUAUGGAGGAUGAAGAAGCAGAUCUCCGGAGGGCUAUUCAACUUAGUAUGCAAGGAGAACAUCGAAGUGGCUUCUCAGAUUGUUGCACACAGAACAUUCCACACUCAUCUGCAACAGGCCAAACUGAAUCUCUCCCAUCAGAAGAAUUGCGGCGUCGAAGACAGGCCUAUUUUGAAAAACAGCAGCAGCUGCAAAAGCAAGUUCAGAUUCCACAAUUCCAUGGUGAAGCAGCUACAAAUUCACACACACUAGUUAAUGACACAGGAGGUGAUUUGAGUGAAAAUGAUAUGCUUCAAGCCGCUAUGAAUAUGUCCUUGGAAACUGUUACAAACAGCUUGAAUACACAGGAAAAGAAAUGACAAAUAUUUAUAUUUAUUCUAAUCUGAACGCAACAUUCUGUAUUAAUUCUGUGUGGGUGGCAUAAAGGUAGGGUUCAUUUCAUUGAUGUACCAAAUCAAGAUACAGUGUGAGAUUUCGGACUGAGGAUCAGAAUUAAAAAAACAAUUUGGUUACUAUACAACAAAAUCUCAUUAGUUUAUGGUAAUACCGUUGACCUUCUGGGUAACUUCUAUUCAGUCAGAAGAACAGUGAGAAAAGGGGUAUUUAAUAUACAAUAAAAUCUCAUCCAAUAUUUUUCUGAUCCAUAGAUGUUCAGGUUGAGUUUAUGAUAUCUGCAGAUCUUUGUAUUUGGAGCAGCUCUCUCAGUUGUGAUGGCUUGUUCUUAGAGGAUGUAUUCUUAACAGGAAGAUCAAGCAUCACCUGAUUAUAAAGCAAGGCUUUGGAACUUUGCUAAAUAAGAUUAUGUGAAAUCUAAAAAUUUGUAGUUUCACAUAUAUGCUCAAAGGGGUUCUAAAUAUCAUGUUUACAGUGCACUUCCAAGAUUCCAGAUUAACAGACUGAAUAUAAUACAAAUGUCCUUUCAUUUUUUAGAGAUAUUUGAAUUACACACAUGAAUCAGUACAUCAGCUUAAUUUCAGAAUUUAAUCAGUUAACAACAUUUUGAUUAAGAAUAGCAAGAGAUUUGCAGGCCAUCAAACCUAUUUUGGAAGACUGUGCUAGAGUAUUAAAGAUCAUCAUCAUAAAAUGGAACAUCCUGCUUUUAUUUUCCUGCUCCUCCAGAUCUGCCUCCACGCAUUCCAAUCUUCCAAGGCUGAUUUAAUGGGCACACAGGAGGAACUCUCUCCAAUAGCAGACUCAAGACUUAUUUCUUCCUUGUUUUGCUCCAAAAAUGCCUUUAGUAUUUUUUUAACUAAAUGUUGGGCCAAUACUGGCUAUGAUGCACUGAACUAGUAUAUAUAUUCAGCCAACACCUAGAAUCUGAUUAACUGAAGUCAAAAGUGUUGGAUAUAGUUGAUAAAUGUUAUAAUUCUUAUUCCAGUUGGUAUUAAUAUUUUAUCUUCUGUAAGAUAUUUCUGUAAGUAUUAAUACUAUCAAGCUGGACAUAAGUUACCUUCUACUGAAUCAGCUUAUUGAUCCAUUUAGGUUAGAAUUAUCUACUCUGGCAGUGAUUCUCCAGUCUCAAGCAAGAAUCUGCUCUCUGAAUUGCUUUUAAUGGAGGAUAAUUAGAAUUGAACCCGGAAUUUCUAUAUGUGUAUCAUGUGCUCUGUCAUUGAGCUAUAGCCUUUCCAAGAUUCCAUAUUAAUUUUGAAGUGAAGUUAAAAGAGAUUUUGAUGCCGUGAUUUCAGUGCCAUAUUAAUAUACAUUAGUAACAUCUGAAAUGAACCUUGCACAGUUACUUAUGUGUUAAAAUGGAUAUACACAAAUGUGUAUGAAUAUGUAUUUUAUCAGAUGUUAAUGUUUUCUUGUAACAGAUUUGCAGCUUUUCAUGAAUGGUCUUCAUUCAUGCACUUUACUGUUUAUUCUGUUUCUAUUACCAAGGGAAACUGGGAAGCAAAUUCUGUAAACUAGUUAUAUUCUGACAGACAAAUGUUACAUAACAAAUAUUGCAGGAUAACUGAAGUUGGCAAAAAAUGCUUUAAGCGCACAUUCUGUUUUCAUAUACAUAUUAAGGCUAUAGUUUUGGAUACAAAUGAUAUACUCAUUAAACCUAUGGAUACUUGCCAGAUAUACAAAAAAAUCUUGUGAAAUUGAUUAGGUUUUGCAAAUUAUUUUAAAAUCAUAUUCCGCCAUGUUGAUGUGUCAUUCUUUGCUACUGAAUGAUUAGUAAAUGUACACAGAUUAUGGUACUAUAAAAAUAACUAUUAAAAUUGAUUUUGAUAAUAUCUGCUUACAAAAAUUAUUUAAGUAGGUAGUUAAAUAUGAAAGCCAAAUGCCUCUUAUUUUCAUGUUUCGUAUGCUGUUGAUUUCUGGGAAGCUAUUACAGAAAUACAAGGAGGACAGUUUGGUCCAGGGAUAAAUGCUAUAAAAGUGUAUCUAGCUUUGCCAGUCAGUAAACUGAAUAUAGCUAUUUUAGAUCUGCCUAAUUUA
Molecule: messenger RNA, 3255 nt
Organism: Pseudonaja textilis
Lineage: Eukaryota; Metazoa; Chordata; Lepidosauria; Squamata; Elapidae
Gene: ATXN3
Product: ataxin 3
Biological process (GO): protein deubiquitination
Cellular component (GO): nucleus
Molecular function (GO): cysteine-type deubiquitinase activity
Source: RefSeq, a predicted model, not a curated record